Tyto alba (common barn owl) is the source of this 3045-nucleotide messenger RNA. It is a transcript of the gene PGP, whose product is annotated as phosphoglycolate phosphatase. Bases 53 to 1006 code for a protein of 317 amino acids. NCBI's taxonomy places the organism in Eukaryota, Metazoa, Chordata, Aves, Strigiformes, Tytonidae. The transcript is spliced from 2 exons. The record is from RefSeq and is a predicted model, not a curated record. Gene Ontology annotation, cellular component: cytoplasm. Gene Ontology annotation, molecular function: sn-glycerol 3-phosphatase activity.
CGGCGCGGCCAAUGGGGAGCGCCGGGCCGCGCGGCGCCGCUGAGGGGAGGCCAUGGCGGCCAUGGCGGGCGCGGGCGGGCCGCGGCGUUGCCGGCGGCUGGAGGCGGAGGCGGCCCGCGCCGUGCUGGGCGCCGCCGACACGCUGCUGUUCGACUGCGACGGCGUGCUGUGGCGGGGCGAGGCGGCGGUGAGCGGCGCGGCGGCGGCGCUGGGCCGGCUGGCGGCGGCGGGGAAGCGCCUCUGCUACGUGACCAACAACAGCAGCCGGACGCGCGCGGCCUACACCGAGAAGCUGAGGCGCCUCGGCUUCCCGCCCGCCGAGCCCCGCCACGUCUUCGGCUCGGCCUACUGUGCCGCCCGCUACCUCCGCCAGGCCCUGCCGCCCGGCGCCGCCGCCUACGUGCUGGGCAGCCCCGCGCUGGCCGCCGAGCUGGAGGCCGCCGGUGUCCCGCCGCUGGGGCCCGGCCCCGCCGCCCUGCCCGGCCCCGCGCCCGCCGACUGGGCCCAGGCGCCGCUCGACCCCUCCGUACGCGCCGUCCUCGUCGGCUUCGACGAACACUUCAGCUACGCCAAGCUCUGCCAGGCCCUGCGCUACCUCCUGCGGGGCGGCCCCGACUGCCUCCUCGUCGGUACCAACCGGGACCACCGGCUCCCGCUCGAGGGCGGCGCUGCCAUCCCCGGGACCGGCUGCCUGGUAAAAGCAGUGGAGACGGCAGCCCAGCGCGAGGCGUUCAUCGUGGGAAAGCCCAACCGGUACAUGUUCGAUUGCGUGGCGAGCGAGUUCGACAUCGAUCCCGCUCGUACCAUCAUGGUGGGGGAUCGGCUGGACACGGACAUCCUCAUGGGCAACACCUGCGGCCUCACCACGCUGCUGACACUCACCGGCGUCACCACGCUGGAUGAAGUGCAGGGUCACCAGGAGAGCGACUGUCCUGCCAGGCAGAGCCUGGUUCCCGAUUACUACGUCGAGAGCAUAGCCGACCUCCUCCCGGCGCUGGGGGAUUAGUAGAGCAAAAUGCUUGCAGCCUGCGCAGCGGCACCCUGAGGAGGGCCCCUCUUAAUCACCUUGUGACAGUAACGUACUCACUAGGAUACCACCCGGAGUUAGCAGCCCUUCGCUUCUUAACCUUCCUGCCCUCUUGAUACGAUUUUGUUUACACCUCAGUCUAUAAAUGCACUUUGAAACUAAGAGGGCAUUACAGUGUCACCCAAGUCUUGGGGCCUUUUUUUUUUUUUUUUUUUUUAAAUUCGAAGCGACACAUCUAUCCAAAUGUUUGUGGUACAUGAUGUCGCAUUGUCCUCUGGACUGAGUCGAGGGAAGUAGAGCUGGUUGAUCUGAGGAAAAGAGCCCAACGUCUUGCAGCGUGUCCCCACCUGGGCAGGCUGUGGCUCAGUCUGGUUUAUUCAGGGAAAUGACUCUCGGAGUGUGUAGUAACUUAGCAGCUGUGUUUGGAGACACUUGCAGUGGCUGGCAGAAUUAGCAUUUGGCCUUUUUUUUUUUUUUUGCCUUUUUUUUUUUUUUUUUUCCCAGCUGAGGUCCUGUUUAGUAGUACAGCCCGCUGCAAGCGCAAUGUCAGGUCACAGAAACAAAUCUGUCUCCUUUAUUUGACCGUUGCAAAUCGCACUUGUGAUACGGAUUAGGAUGAUUCCACUCACAAAAUACAGAUGGUGUCUUCUGUAUAUUGUACUUGUCCAAGCUUUGGGUGUAUGUAUAAAGUACAUGUACAUAACAAGAACUACCCUAAUCCUAAAUAUAUAUCGGAAUAUAUUUAAAAUAUAAAUUUAAGUAUAGUAUAUGAUAAUAUAUCGUGUUUCCCAGAAGGGAGGAUGAGAGGAAUGUACUUCACUGAUCCCAGUAGAUUCAAUCCCAAGCUUUUGCAUUCGGUAAUGCAGAAACUCUCUAACCACAUAGGACUGUCCUUCACUACUGCUGCUUCCCAGAAACACCGGGGCCGAUUGGUACCGAGUUAGUUCUUGUACUUCCCUCAGCAUCAAAACAGCCGCUUGCCUUGGCUUCAGCUGCAGAGUCUGCACUAAUGCUCGGCCCAUGGGGCAUGGCUGUAGUACGGCUGUAGUACAGCUGUAGUACACCAGAAUAAUCCCGUGGGAGUACUGGCUGCGUGUGACGAUGGCAUGUGCUUCCUUUCAAUAUUUGAGGUAAAUGUUAAGAUCUUCCACGUGUGCCUGGCAUGGGGGCCGGGCACCGGCUGCGUGUCCGAAGAGGAGUGCUUGCUUGCUCAGGCGAUGACUUCAUUUUGAUCUUUGGGUGGGUUUGGGUGAUGCACAGCUCAGGCUACAGGGUCGAUUUUUGUGCUGGCUGAAUUAAGGGCCACAGUUGAAAGCUUUUGCGUUACAGAAUUCAGUGAAAAAAUAUAUAUGCAAAUAACAUGCUUUUAUUGCGUAGAAUCCACUAUUGGCAAUUAAUUUUAAACACUGGCCUGCCUUCAUCUCCCGGUGUUCAGCUCAGCUCUAGCAGCGUGUCGAUGCCAUUUCCUUCUGCUCGGACACUCGAAACCAGUAGACUCGCAUCUUGUUUGUACAGCAAUAACGGUGCAGUUCCUGCUCUCUUUGGGUGUUACACAGUAUUAGCUGUUGUGAAAGGGUGUUCGUUUGUAACUCGGAGCCGUGGGAGGAAGCAUGGAGCAUCCCUUCCCUGUUCCUGCCUCCAGCUAGAAGGCUGGGGCUGUGGAAACUCGCAGAGAAAUACUUGGACGUAGAACUUUAUCUGGGUAACGUGGAGUGGAUAUUGCGGAUUUACUGCGGGUAGGGUCUGGCUUAACGACGUGUGCUUUGAUUUGGUUCCUCUAUCUGGUGCUUAUAAUUUCAGAAUAUGGCAAGUAAACGCCAGGAGAGGCGUCUGGCCUCGUUCAGGCCGUGCGCUGUCCCUGCCGAGUGCUAUCCACUGUCCAAGGGAACCAUUACCUCGAUUCACGUGUGCUGAAAUGUGCUGGUGAAGGUGUCGGUCGUGCUUCAAAACUCUGUAUCAACUUCCAAACGGUUUUUAAGCCUCUACUUGAAUUCACAUUAAACUCACAAUCCUGCUUC